UUUUGACAAAAUCGGGAGCUGUGCCGUUUCCUUUCCAAAUUCGAUUUUCUGAGGCCAAAAUCGCGGGGUUGUGCCACUUGUGCGGGGAUUUUUGAAUAGCUUCAAUGAUUCAAGCGGCACGACUUCCUCAUUCAUCACAGACAUGAAUGAAAUCUGCGUCAAUCAGCCUCGGCAAUCGCAGUAAGCAUUGCCUUCCCAAAACGAACCCCCUUGCUGGUGACACCAAAUGGUCCAGCGCCCUCGUGUAUCGCAUCAGAAAAAAAUAAAGCAUGUGAAAGCCUGUAAAAUCAGCGUGUUCCCCGAGUCACCACACGAUCACUCCACAACCUUCCAACCUUCUCACCAACCCACCACGAAUACCCUCUCUAUUCUUUCCCGCCUCACAAUAAUGACAGAAACAGUAAUCAUUCCCGCCGUCGCAAUGUCGAGCAACACACGGGAAAAGAGCCGUCCUCUGCCUGCGGAACUCCUCUACAUCCAAUACUCGCACGCCCAUGAGAAGCAGUAUCUUCCCUCGAUCCGCGCCCUCAUUUCCAAGGACUUGAGCGAGCCUUAUAGUAUUUAUGUAUAUCGGUAUUUCCUGUACCAAUGGGGGGAUCUCUGUCUCAUGGUUCGUUUUCCCUCUUCAAUCUCUGCAGGAAGAAGAACCGCGGCGGAUGGCACCCAAAAUCUCGGGGAAUGUUUGCAUACGAUCGUGAAUCCCGAACUAACAUGGAGAAAUAGGCACUCUCCCCCAACUCCUCGCCUGUAUCUCCUAAGCUGAUCGGUGUCGUCAUUUCCAAACUCGAGCCUCAUACCUCUCCCUCGCACAGCUCCCCCACCACGCUCCGGGGUUACAUUGCCAUGCUGGCGGUCUCCUCCUCGUACCGAAACCACGGUAUCGCAACGACCCUCGUACGAAAAGCCAUAGAUGCCAUGGUGGAACGCGGGGCCGACGAGGUGGUUCUCGAGACGGAGGAGACGAAUAUUCCAGCCAUGAAACUAUAUGAGCGGCUAGGGUUCUUGAGGAGUAAAAAGCUGCAUCGGUAUUAUCUGAAUGGGAAUAGUGCGUACCGGUUGGUUUUACAUUUGAAGAACGUGGGGGAGAUGAUGGAGGCAAAGGAGUUGCAGCAGGGUGGUGGGAUGUUGUAAAUCUGUUGAAUGCUUAUGGGAAUGCAUUGGGUGCACCAGGAGGACAUUCAUUGCUGGGGCAUAUGGGCAUUUUGUGGCGUUAUAUUUUAUACUUGGGUUCUUUGAAUAUACCCUACCAGAUCAUGAAUGCGGGAGUUAUAAAUAUCAUGGCAAGCUUUCUUUCGAGGAAGUCCUCCAAGAUUCGCCAAACACAAAAUAUUGAGAUGUUGUGUGAUCGAGAUCACAAUUCUGCUGGAUAUUGGGCCUCCCAAUGAUUGUCUGCUCUGUAUGGCUAGUAGACUACUAGUAGUUCCCCAGCACCCCUUACAUAACCCUAAAAUCCCAGCAAUUGAUUGCGCCAUCUAUUACAUGCUAAUGAUUGGGCAUCCGUACGCUCCAGCAAAAGUCGAAACCAUAUGUGAUCUUACAAAAUGAGUACAGAGAAGCAAUUAUUCAC
Molecule: messenger RNA, 1567 nt
Organism: Hymenoscyphus albidus
Lineage: Eukaryota; Fungi; Ascomycota; Leotiomycetes; Helotiales; Helotiaceae
Source: the annotation of a GenBank genome assembly